ACUGCAUUCGCUGCUCGAACUGACCAGAACGAUGGCGGCGGCUGCGACGGCGGGGGGCGGGUUCGCCGGCGACGUCCCGAUCAUCCACGCGGAGAACCUCGUCAGCAACAUCAAAUCCAUAAACUACAGUCGGACAUUCUUGUCAAUCAUUAGUGGAGUUGUUGCUGGAAUCUGGGGAUUUACAGGCUUGAUGGGAUUUGUGUUCUACUUGCUUGUGAUGAUGGUUGCAUCUCUUGGGCUUUUGGUGAAGGCCAAAUUUUCGGUUCAUACCUACUUUGACAGUUGGAACAGGAUUGUAAUUGAGGGAGUUCUUGGAGGUCUUAUGGUAAGCCUUAUUGGAGUUAUGCAAAAAUAAUACAAUAAUAUAUUCCUUUAUCAUUCAGCAGAUUCAACAUAUAGUAAGCAUGUAAAACCAUGCAAUGCUAAUGUGAUCUUUGUAUUUCUGAUACCUUGACCAAUGAUUAACAUUCUACAUUUCUGAGCAUGGAAGCAUCUCUUGGAUUUAGUGAGCCGUUGAAUAUAGAGCACCAUAUUACCUUAUACACGAAAUAAAUCUUGCUUCUACCAUCUGUUAAAAGUCUUGAACGUAGGGUAGCAUGACAUUAGCAAGGGUUUACAUGUUUUUUUAAGGUAGUCAGUAGUGACUUUUACUUUGGAUAUUUACUUAGCAUGCCCUUUUCUUUUAUAAUGUCUAACGAGUUUCCCUUUGUAUUUUGCAGUCCUUCGUGUUGUUUUGGUCAUUUGCCUAUGACAUUGUCCACAUCUUCUGAUGGAUGAGACCAGGAGCUCUCUGGUGAACCGAGUAACCAUAUGGGAUCCCUCCUUGUAUGAGACAGAAUUAAUGUGUAUUUGCACCAAGACUCGGAGGACUAUGUUCAGUAGAAUAAUGUCUUCUAUUGUUCUCCUUCGCUGUACCAGUCACUGACGCUGUAAUUUAGAAAGUUUCUUCUCUGGUCCGUAUGAUGAUGUAGCUCCUAUCAGCAGUCGUGUGCAAGCGUGGUGCUCGAUCUUAUCUGAACAAUGGCCGUGCGCUCAUGCAAGGGAGUACUCAGAUUGUAACGAAAUGGGCAUUGUGCCUGCCCAGAUCGCUGGCCAGAACAUGUGGAAUAUGUAUUGAAAAAAAAAAGUCCUUUUGUUUCCAGCAUGACCACGUUUUUGCCGUUGUGCUCUAUGGGGACUGGCCAGAAGCUACGGCUAUGGAGGAGCAACGAAGUCAGCAGCACCACCAAGCUAGGUGCGCGCUGACGAGGUGUUCAACCAGUACUUCGCCAGCAGAACGGUGGCACGCGGGCCAAUGCCACUAUCUCACGCCGUCCGGCGCGCGUGCGCCCGCCGCGCAGUCACGAGUUCCUUGCUCGCGUUGCCUUCCUAGCUGUUCCGCUCGUUUCAACCCAGCAGCCCGGAGAGGAAGAUUUGUGUCCCGCCGGGACAGUCCCGGUGAUUCCUGAUUCCGCGCUCGAAAGGGAGAAAGGAUCGCGUCUCGUUUCGCCGCCAUCCAUCCGGCGCCCCGGUCGCCGGAGAACGCGCGGCGAGGAUUAACCGGCGGCGCGUCGGCAGAGAUGGUCCGGGAGGAGCGGCUGGACCUGGUGCUGGUGCCGCUGGCUCUGGCGGCGCUGGUCGGCUACCACCUCUGGCUCCUCUACGCCAUCCUCCGCCACCCGGCCAAGACCGUCAUCGGCCUCAACGCCAUCGCGCGCAAGCGCUGGGUCGCCGCCAUGAUUGCUAACACCGAGAAGAACGGCGUGCUGGCGGUGCAGACGCUGCGGAACAACAUCAUGGCGUCGACGGUGCUGGCCACCACGGCCAUCACGCUCGUCUCCGUCAUCAGCGUCUUCGUCGGCGUCACGUCCCCGGCCUCCUCCUCGCCGUCCGGGGCGGCGCCGCGGCUGGUGUACGGGAGCAAGGCCCGGGAGGUGUUCGCGGCCAAGUACCUGGCCGUCUCGCUCUGCUUCAUGCUCGCCUUCGUCUGCAACGUGCAGGCCAUCCGCCUGUACGCGCACGCCAGCUUCCUGCUCGGCGGCCUGCCGCCCGGCGGCGAGGCGGCGCCGGAGGAGUUCGCGGCGUACGUGGCGCGCACGGUGAACCGCGGCAGCUACGCCUGGUCGCUGGGCCUCCGCGCCUUCUACGUGUCGCUCGCCCUGUUCCUCUGGACGUUCGGGCCCAUCCCCAUGCUGGUCUGCAGCGUGCUCAUGUGCGCGCUGCUCUACUUCCUCGACACCACCAGCGACCAUGGCCACGGCCACCGGGGGAGCGCCAGGAAGGACAGCUCCGCCGCUUGAUCUCUGAUGACUCUUGUCAGACUAAAUGAAAGUAUUUGGAUUUUUUUAUGUUUCCUUGAUGAUGAAAUUUUGAACUUGGCAGACAAAAUCUGAAUUUUAGUUUGUUG
This is a messenger RNA of Panicum virgatum (switchgrass), 2386 nucleotides long. RefSeq lists its product as uncharacterized. The record is from RefSeq and is a predicted model, not a curated record. The transcript has 4 exons. NCBI's taxonomy places the organism in Eukaryota, Viridiplantae, Streptophyta, Magnoliopsida, Poales, Poaceae. The coding region runs from base 1560 to 2279 and encodes 239 amino acids.